CACGGAAGUGAUUCCCAGCUGUCAAACAAAUUGUAUUAAGUCAUUUUCAGCGCUUGUUUGGCAGAAAUAAAACACCGAACGAUACUUUAAAAUGGACUCUCCUCGCUGGCUGCCUUUGGAGUCGAAUCCAGACGUCAUGACUAAGUUUGUCAGUUGUUUGGGUAUGAGGCCAACCUGGCAGUUUGGAGAUGUGUAUGGACUGGAUCCAGAGGUUCUCAGCAUAGUACCAAGACCCGUGUGUGCAGUUCUGCUCCUCUUCCCUGUCACAGAGAAGUAUGAGGCAUUUAAGCAGGAAGAGGAGGAGAGGCUCAAAGACCAGGGGCAGCUAGUCUCUCCUGAUGUUUACUUCAUCAAGCAAACUAUUGGAAACGCUUGUGGGACAAUAGGAUUAAUUCAUGCAGUGGCAAACAACCAGAAACACUUGGAAUUUGAGCCCAACUCUCCUCUUAAGGAGUUUCUUGAACAAACAUCUAAAAUGACCCCAGAAGAAAGAGCUACCUUCCUGGAAAAAGAUGAGAGUAUACGUGUCACUCAUGAAUCCAGUGCACAGGAGGGACAAACUGAGGCUCCAAGUCUAGAUGAAAAAGUGAAUCUGCAUUUUAUUGCUUUCGUUAAUGUCGGAGGGCAGCUGCUUGAACUGGAUGGCCGGAAGCCUUUUCCUGUCAUUCAUGGAAAUACAACAGAAGAUACUUUCUUGGAGGAUGCUGCAGAAGUUUGUAAGCUCUUCAUGGCUCGUGACCCUCAGGAGGUUCGUUUCACCAUCAUUGCCCUCUCCAAAGAUUCAUUGUGAGGAAAUUAAUUUUUAACUCUAGAAAGCAAAAAACAGCUGCCAAACAUGAAGUGCUGAGUAUAUUGUAUUUUUUCAAAACUCGAAAAUAAAUGAUGCAUUGAAAUGAACUUAUUGCCAUGAAAAGUAAUAAAAAAUAAUUUUAAGGGAAAUCUGAGUGUUACUGAAAGUAUUCACUCUUCUGCAGGUAAACCGUUGACAUUACAGUCAGUUUGGUUAGCAUCCAUGAAAAUUGCAUUUUACUCAGACUUGCAGUAUAAAAUAUUUGAUUUGUUUUUGGUUGUUGAGGUGAACUGAAGAAACAGUUUUGCAAGACUUUAAUUUCACUGUUCAUGGUGAAGGUGCCUACAUUUUUGUAUUAAUUAGAAAGUAUGUCAAAU
Nematolebias whitei (Rio pearlfish) is the source of this 1167-nucleotide messenger RNA. It is a transcript of the gene uchl3, whose product is annotated as ubiquitin carboxyl-terminal esterase L3 (ubiquitin thiolesterase). Gene Ontology annotation, cellular component: cytoplasm. Gene Ontology annotation, biological process: protein deubiquitination; ubiquitin-dependent protein catabolic process. NCBI's taxonomy places the organism in Eukaryota, Metazoa, Chordata, Actinopteri, Cyprinodontiformes, Rivulidae. Gene Ontology annotation, molecular function: cysteine-type deubiquitinase activity. The transcript is spliced from 9 exons. The record is from RefSeq and is a predicted model, not a curated record. Bases 92 to 790 code for a protein of 232 amino acids.